This is a messenger RNA of Malurus melanocephalus (red-backed fairy wren), 3670 nucleotides long. It is a transcript of the gene MTHFR, whose product is annotated as methylenetetrahydrofolate reductase. NCBI's taxonomy places the organism in Eukaryota, Metazoa, Chordata, Aves, Passeriformes, Maluridae. Gene Ontology annotation, biological process: tetrahydrofolate interconversion. The transcript has 12 exons. Gene Ontology annotation, molecular function: FAD binding; methylenetetrahydrofolate reductase [NAD(P)H] activity. The coding region runs from base 125 to 2080 and encodes 651 amino acids. The record is from RefSeq and is a predicted model, not a curated record. Gene Ontology annotation, cellular component: cytosol.
GCGGCGCCAUGUCGUGUGAGGGCAGCCGCGGGGCGCCACAUGACUCGCCCGGCCUCGGCUGCCCUUAAAUUGCGGCCGGCGGGCGGCCCGGGCAGCGCCCGGCAUCGGCCGCAGAGCUCUCACCAUGGUCAAUGAGACCCAGCACACCUGCAGUGCCAGUUCCAGUUCCAGGUCUGAUGGCGGCAGCAGCAGUGGAAGUGAGAGCUCCAAGGACAACUCGCGCUGCUCCACCCCUGUCCUCGACAGUGACCGACACGAGCGGCUGCGGGAGAAGAUGCGCCGCCGGCAGGACGCUGGAGACAAGUGGUUCUCCCUGGAGUUCUUCCCUCCACGCACAGCCAAUGCUGCUGUCAAUCUCAUCUCCAGAUUUGACCGCAUGGGAGCAGGUGGUCCCCUCUUCAUUGAUGUGACAUGGCACCCUGCAGGGGAUCCAGGAUCUGAUAAAGAAACCUCUUCCAUGAUUAUUGCCAACACUGCAGUCAACUACUGUGGCCUGGAGACCAUCCUGCACAUGACAUGCUGCAACCAGACCAARGAUGACAUCACAGGGCAUCUGCAGAAGGCCAAGCGGCUUGGGUUGAAGAACAUCAUGGCACUGCGUGGAGAUCCUGCUGGUGAGGAAUGGGAGGAAGAAGUAGAUGGUUUCAACUAUGCUGUUGACCUGGUUAAGCAUAUUCGCAAUGAAUUUGAAGAUUACUUCGACAUCUGUGUGGCAGGCUACCCCAAGGGUCAUCCUGAAGCAGAGAGCUAUGAGGCAGACCUGAGGCACCUGAAGGAGAAAGUCUUUGCWGGAGCAGACUUCAUCAUUACACAGCUUUUCUUCCGACCAGAAACCUUUCUCAAGUUCAUGAAGGAUUGUCAAGCUAUUGGCAUCACCUGCCCCAUUAUUCCUGGCAUCUUCCCUAUACAGGGUUACCACUCCCUGCGCCAGCUGGUGAAGCUCUCCAAGCUGGAAGUGCCUCAGGAAAUCAAAGAUGUGAUUGAACCCAUCAAGGACAAUGACGCAGCUAUCCGGAACUAUGGGGUGGAGCUGGCAGUGUCCAUGUGCCGGGAGCUGCUGGAGAGUGGAAUGGUGCACGGGCUCCACUUUUACACCCUCAAUCGGGAAGUAGCUACGACAGAAGUCCUGAAGCGCCUGGGCUUAUGGAGGGAGGAUCCCAGGCGGCCUCUACCCUGGGCAGUCAGUGCUCACCCCAAGAGAAGAGUGGAAGAUGUCCGGCCAAUCUUCUGGGCCUCCAGGCCAAAGAGUUACAUCUAUCGAACUCAGGAGUGGGAUGACUUCCCCAAUGGCCGAUGGGGUAACUCCUCCUCUCCAGCUUUUGGGGAACUGAAGGACUAUUACCUCUUCUACCUGAAGAGUAAAUCUCCCCGGGAGGAGCUUCUGAAGAUGUGGGGAGAAGAACUGACUGGUGAGGAAAGUGUCUUUGAGGUGUUCACGUGUUACAUCACUGGAGAGCCCAACAGGAAUGGGUACAAGGUUACGUGUAUGCCUUGGAAUGAUGACCCUCUUGCUACUGAAACCAACCUUCUGAAGGACCAGCUGGAGAGGGUCAACAGACGAGGAAUCCUGACCAUCAACUCCCAACCRAACAUCAAUGGCAAACCAUCCACCGACCCCAUUGUAGGCUGGGGGCCCAGUGGAGGUUAUGUUUUUCAAAAGGCAUACCUAGAGUUCUUCACCUCCAGUGAGAUUGUCACAGCAUUGCUCAAAGUCCUGAGAAAAUAUGAGUUGCGAGUGAACUACCACAUUGUCAAUGUCAAGGGCCAGAAUAUCACCAAUGCUCCAGAUCUGCAACCCAAUGCUGUCACCUGGGGCAUCUUCCCAGGAAGGGAGAUCAUCCAGCCCACUGUAGUGGAUCCUGUAAGCUUCCUCUCCUGGAAGGAUGAGGCCUUUGCACUGUGGAUCGAGCAAUGGGCCAAGCUGUAUGAAGAGGAGUCGCCCUCUCGCAUGAUCAUCCAGUACAUCCAUGACAACUAUUACUUGGUCAACCUGGUGGACAAUGACUUCCCACUCGAAAACUGCCUCUGGCAAGUUGUGGAGGAUACUUUUGAGCUGUUGAACUCUCCAACUCAGCAGUGAAAAUUCUUCUUAUCUCUUACUUCCUCCUCCCGUGCACUGACUUUGGGGAAAGCAGCAGCUCCUGUGCUGAUGAUGGACAACACACUCCUAAACUCAGUGACCAGGCUCGUGCUCUGAUCUACCCACACUGUGUGCUCUUCUGUCCCCAACAAAGGCUCCCUGAGCAGUUCCCAUUGAACAGUAACCAGAACUACCUGGACCACUGAGCUGAGGCUCCAGACUAAGCCUGAAGGCCAGGUCUGCAGGAUCAUGAGCUGCUGAUCAUGGUUAUGCUGAUUACAGUAAAAUGAGAACACAAGCUUCUGGGAUUCUGGUAACUUUCCCCUACCACAAAUGCUGGUAUGGGGACAGAAACACUCCUGUCAGCUGUACCUAUGUAAGGGGAUUAUKUCAGCAGUUGCCAGCCUGGAAAAGAAGGUCAAAUGGUUUUUAUAUUGCACUCCUAAAAUGUAUUUCUUCAUAGUUGAUCAUCAGCAUUUUUGCACUCACUCCAGAAGAAGGUUCAAUUUUUUUCCUAACUUUUCUCCUUUUAUUGUAUUUCCUUGUUUCUUUUUAAUAGGACUGUAUGAAUUUCCAUUCUGGAUAAGACUAAGUAGGAAUCACACUAUUUCUUAGAUUAUGUACAAUAAAAAUACAUACAAAUGUACUUUGUGCUAGGCCAUGCUCUAGCAGAGACUCAUGGUGUUUGCUGAUUAAUCAGCCUGGCACAAGGGAAAACAUUCAGAAAAUCAAGUGUUUCUGGGGCAGUUCUGCCUUCACUUUCACUGCAGGCCCUGAAUCUGGCCAAAGCUCCAUGGUAGAGCAGAGAAAGCUUAAAUCUUAGAAUUUACCAAAAAUAAUAGUUACACUAUUGGGCUCAGUUCUGCAAGGUCACAGGAGGUGUGGUGUCCUUUUCCUGUGCUUGUAGGGAAAGAUAAGCUUUGAUCAGGAACAAUAACCUAUCUUUCCUGACCUAAUGACUCUUAACAGCCUUAGGCCCCACAGCAUUAAAAUAAGGGGUUGGGGAGGCUGCUGAGGCUGCUUGUGUACUUAACAAUCCUGCAACGCUGCCACAGGCUAGAAAAACAAGACCUGGGGCAGUUCCCAGUGGGAUUUCAAGAUCCCCACCAUGCUGUGAGCAUCUCUUUCAAACAAGCAAGGAAGAAAAGCCUUUUCCAGAUUCUUCAGACCCUCUUGUUACAGCUGUCUGAGACCGGGCUCAUAUAUCCAGGGUAAUUACAGGGCAUYAAUCACAGAGGCAAGUAAUGGGAAGGCUGGGGAUCAGACACGCCUGUCUUGCCUUAGCAAAGCUUUUGGUGCUCAGCUGUUCCCAGCAGGUUUCUUCAUCCCUUCCCCAKUCAGCACAGAAAGAAACCAGCAGGAAGCAGUCAGGAGGUUGGCCACCCACUGAAAGGCUUAAUGAAGAGCUGAUGGACCUAGAUAGGGGGAGGAGGUGGGAGCCAUGUGGAAAUCUGCCCCACACCCCCAGGGUAAAAGCUAAAUCUAAAGACCUGUGUUUGCACCUACCUAAUCCAGACUUUGAAACAGGAUGUAGCACCCACAAACUCCUGCUCAUCUCUCAGAUUGUAUUUGCAUAUCCUUGACACAAAA